This is a messenger RNA of Porites lobata, 10593 nucleotides long. Lineage: Eukaryota; Metazoa; Cnidaria; Anthozoa; Scleractinia; Poritidae. The record is from the annotation of a GenBank genome assembly.
AUUUCCAAUAUGGCGGCUUCGUGGCAAAGUUGAAAUGAUAAAGCUCAAGAUAUUUUAAGCAGUUUGUUCUUAAUUUUUCAUUAAAAUGAAUAAAUUUUCGGCACGAAAGCAAGAUUUAGGAGGAUGGAGUGCAAAAUUUGGAGAAGAAACCAGGAAUCAUAGGCAUCCGUGUAAGUACAGCGAGGGUCAAUAUAUGAUGUGAUUACGUUCACCCGGACGAUCAUGCAUGAUCAACCUGCUUAUGACACGAUGUGUUUAUUGGUGAAUUUCUUCAACUUUAAAAGAAUAAUAAAUGGUUAUGCAGGUCUUUCAUCCUAAAGUGAAACGUUUAUUAUAUAUUUUGUAAAAAAUAAAUCGUUAGCACAGUAAGCCAGUACAAACUAACCCAACUUAAACUUCUUAGACAAAAUGACCCAUUUUUUUUAAUGAAAAUGCUAAAACUUGCACUUGCAUGUAAAGCAGUAAUUCAAAAUUUAUUAAUUCUUCUUCUGUUCUUCAGUACCCAACAGGCUUGUAGGUCUUCCUGCUAUUAACUAUGCUGGUCUUCAGUUGCUAUGUAGCACUGAGGGGCUUGGUGAGAGGUAUGUUAAACUUAUUUAGCUGUGACCCGAGAUCAGGCCCAAUUUUAGCAGUUCUCAUACAUUCUCUCUUACGUAGUCCCACUUGCAUUUCGCCUUGCCUAUCGGAAUGUUAUUUACAAAGGGAAACUAAAAACGCACCUUAUCUCAGGUUAAUUUAGCUGACAACUAGAUGUGUUUUUGAGCAUCACGAACAAUUUUUAACUGUCAGGAUUCAACCUAAAAGUUGGUUCAUUUGUUAAGUUGUUUGAUUGACCUGAAUGUUUAAUUAUUAUGGAAUUCCUAUACAGCAGUGCAUGUCGCACUCAAUAAGUCAAGGUCAAAAUAUAAAAACAUAAUAGUUCAGGAAGACACGAAACAACUAAAUACAUGGGCACUUGUUUACAUAUCUUUAAUGAUUAAUUAUUAUUAAUUGCAGUUGAGUACUCUUUGUGUUAAAGCCUUUUCCUUCAAAAACAAGAUGAUCAGAAAACAGAGUGCUAGCCAUUUAUUUAUCCAGUGGUCUUUUAAGUUCCAGUGAAAAUAUUAAAUUCCAUCGAAAAUCAAAAGUUCACAUUUAUAUAAUUAUUUGGUGUUGGAAUAAAUGGAUUUUAAGUAAAACUUUUGUUGUUUGUAAACAGAGACAGACCCUCAACAUCAGAAGCUCAUCGAUUCUUCAUGAGUAACUAUCCAAAGAUGUUUAACAGACCUGCCACCCAUAAUACACAGUUGUCAUUAGACUCCAGGCAAAUAAGGUAUGAAUUUUAUUUUGCUUUAGUUAUUCCUGGUCUGUGCUGACCCUGACCCUGGUCAGCUGUCAGAGAUGAUGAUGGCCAUGUCUGUCGCUAGCAGUUACGCAGCUUUGUGUAAAUUUUGUUAACACAUAAUUAGUUCCACUAUACUUUGCCCUUCUCCAUCCCUAAUAUUCUUUGUCAAGCUUUUGUAAAUGUAGUUUUUGUCUAAUCACCUUGUAUUAAUAUAUACUGUAAAAUAAAGGUAUUACUUUUUAAAGAAUGGAGUAAAAUACAUUCAAAUACAAAUACAUGUACCACAAAGAUGACUUGAAGUUUGUUCUUAUUUUACAGAAGUCUCUCUAGAUUCCAUAUUAAUUUUGUACCUCUGGGACAACAUCAGAAGACCUUUUCAUACUAUUUUAGUAACUAUUACUUGAUCUCUGUUUGGUUUUCCAGGUGCAAAUUACGAAAUGUUACUGUGAAAUAAUUGUUAUUAAUAGAGAGCAUGAAAAGUAAUAUUGUUUUGUUACACAACAUGGCUUCAUAGUUUUUUUUCAUCAACAGAAAGUUAAAUUUUGGAGAUGGACAGAUGUUGAAAGCACAAGAAACUAAAAUACCACAUGGUAGGAUGCAUUAAAAGUUCUCUAAUUCCCUAAAAAUUGUCUUAUUAUUUUAGUCCUCAAAACAUUAAAAAAAAAUAUUUUUAUGAAUUCUUUUGGCACCUGCAGACAAAGGAUUAUAUCCCCACUGGUGUGAAGGGUUUAACCCGCCCAUCAGCCAUAACAUCUCAGAUCACCUGUCAAAGCUUCACAGACACUCAGUUAUCACUACAUCUUUUGCUGGAUUACAGAACAUGAGAAUAAAGGCCAUCAAGAAAGUUCUUAAAAAACAGUAAGUUUAUUCAAUACGUACUCUCUGUAUAACACAGGAAAAAUUUCAGAUUCCCAAAUUGGGAAAUUCCUGUAAAUUUUCCCAAUUUAGGGAUAAUAUUGGGGAAAAAUCGGGAACGAAAUUACCAAAAUUGGGAAAAUUUUGGGAAGUUGAACCACUUUUAAGAUCACAAAAAAGGGAUUUUUUUGGGACAAUAUAAUAAUUAUAUUUUCAAAACUCCAUUUUGGGAAUAUUAUGGGAAUUUACCCAAUUCUGGGGAAAAAUUGGGACAUGAAUUUCCUUCUUUGGGAAAAUAUUGGACAAAAAAAUUGGGAAAAUUUUGUCUUGGAGAAAAUAGAAAGUACUAUUUUGGGAAAAUAUUGGGAAAUCUUAAGAGUUCAUUCCACUCGUCCCAAUUUUUUUUGGAUUUGGGAAAUAUUUUUCCAAAAAUGGGAAAACAUUGGGAACAGAGUUGUUAAAUGUUUUUGGAUUUUCCCAAUUCUAGGAAGGAAUGGGACAUAGCUUUCCUACGGUGGGAAAAGUUUGGGUGAAAAAUUGGAUCAGGUAAAAGUUACUGUAGAGUUAAGUUUUCUAUUCCAGUCGCCAUCGCCGCGUGUCUUUAAGAAAGAAAGAAAGCCGAGUGGCCUUGGGGACGAGAAUGCUUGCCCCAGUUCUCUUUCCCCGCAUGCGCACAAGAACGGCUCGCUCGAUUCAAACUCCCGUUCAGAAGAUGGCUUUGUUUCUUGCUUCGUCCUCACAAAAUUCAGACUUAGAGCCAAAGAAAACGGAUAAAGAUGAACGAAAAGAACAAUUUGAGGAUAUAGAGAAUCCAAGUGCAGAGGAAAUCUUAAAACGAAUCAAAGAAUGUUGUGGAGAAGCAGUGGGGAAAGCGUUUGAAGGUACGAACGUUGCUUUUAUAUUUUCGGCGGGAAACGGCCCAGAAUGCUACAAACCUUCCAAGUUUCUCUCUUUUUUAGUUUUCUUUUACUUUUUGGCGUGCUUUUAUUGAACAACAACAAUCUGUGGUACUUUGCAUUGGCGAAGACUUGAACAAUAUUAAAUCAAUAUUUCCUAGCAAAUGUAAAGUUUACUUGUUUAUUCCAUGGCCGUCCAUUUUGCCUACAUACUGAACUUUUGCUAGAAAAAAAGUUUCAUGAAGUCGAGAGGUUGAGGUUUAAAGCUUACUUCUCUUUUUCUUUGAAUUAAAUGUAAAAUCUCUUUUAUUUUAUAUACCCGUUCCAAGCACUGACUUGAUUGAGAAUAAAAAAACUGUCUCGCACGAUACAUGUUUUGAAUAUGUAAAACUGGCAGAAGUGCAGGUCAUAGCUUUCUAGGUUUUCAUCUCAGCUAAUAUAUAAGCUUAUGAUAUAUAAUACACUAAAAAUAUGUGUGUAUGUUACUGGUACAUAACAUCCUAAACUGGUCAAAGCCCUGUUUUCUUCCCUUUGGAUUAUUAUUAUUUUUUUAACAUUGAAGGUUGAAGGUUUUUGAUUUGCAUUACUGAUUUUAAAAUUGCAGGACAGUGGCGAUAUUGGUAGCUUUGGAUCAACACUUUCACCAGAUAACUCUGAAAACGAAAAAGGAGACCCACCACCUUCCCAGGCUAGUACUGCAGAGGGGGGUAGCAGUAUUCAGUUGUCACCAAAACUUUGCAACAUGAUUGUGAGAUUUAUAUGUGGAAGUGUUUUGGGUGGAGAGGAGAUCUCAAAGCUGCUGAAGAAGAGAUUCUCUGUCACACCUAGAAAUCUCACGCCCCUCACUAUCUCAACUGUUGGAAGUGGUGUCCAAGAAGCCAGCAAGGCACAAGUAUGUGGAAAUCCCUGAUGAACCUGUUGAUCCUAGGCAGCUGAAGAUGGGUAUGAUAAAAGUGAACAAGGAGACUGAAACAAGUUACCUUUCAUAACUUUAAUAGUGAUGUGAUGAUGUUGAUUUUAUGACAAUUAAUGCCUAAAAGGACUGUGUUUUUUUCUGAAAACUUUGAAAGAGUUUAUUGUUAUAACCUUUCCUCAAGGGUACUGACUGUUUUAAUGAUGGAAACACCUUACAUUUGAAAAAGGUUGUGUUGGGAUUCAUUAAUGUUCUAUAUUAUUUAUUAUAGCAAGAAGUAUUGAUGCUUUCCAUAUUAUACUGUAAAUUGAACAACCAGUCAGUCUAAAUGCACUUGAGACAUUGAUGGACACAUUCAAAUGAGACAUUUUGAAAUUCUAAGACAUGUAUACUUACUUAUAUAAAUAAAUUCAAAUAGUUUAUUUGUACAAAAUAUGCACUAUGUUUUUAUUUAAACCAAAAAUAUAGUUAAGUGUAUUAAAACUGUUUGAAAAGAAAAUGCAUUAUCUUAGUUGAUUUGGACAAAAGCUGUUUGUCUAUUCUAGACUUGUUGGGAUUUGGAUUGGAAAUUUCAAUCCCAAUAUUGGGAAAAACCAGGCUCAAAAAUAACCCAUUAUUGGGUAAAACUUGGGACCUAGAAAUCCCAUUAUUGGGGAUAAAAUGGGACGUUUUAAUCCCAAUACUGGGAAAAAACUGGCACAAAAAUAACCCACUGUUGGGUAAAACUUGGGACCUAGAAAUCCCAUUUUUGGGAAUAGAAUGGGAAGUUUUAAUCCCAAUACUGGGAAAAAACUGGCCCAAAAAUAACCCAUUCUUGGGUAAAACUUGGGACUGAAAAAUCCCAUUAUUGGGAAUAAAAUGGGAUUUUAAAAACCCAUGCUUGGUUUUGGUAGCACUUUCCCAAUUUUGGGUUUUCCCAAAGAAAUCCCUUUGAAAUCCCAAUUAUUUCCCUUUUUAAACCCAAAAUGGGGAUUCUGAAAUUUUUCCUGUGUAAGUGAUGUUUUUUUCAGUCAGUGAAUGUUUAUUUUGACAGUAAAUCUACUAUUUUAACCCUUUAAGCCCCGAUAUCCACAUACAAAUUCUCCAAACUUAUCUCUAUAUAUUUCCUUAAAGAAUGAGUUGAGAGAAUUUGAUAAAAGAUCAAAGUAUUUACUCUUAGGUGAUCAUUUAAUUAAUUCUCAGAACCUAAUCUCAUGAUAAUGUAGGGAUAUCGUUAGGAAAAAAUUGCUGUUGGUCACUAAUGGGACUUAAAGGUUUAACUGUUUGACCUUUCAUUUUUGACAGGCCUUUUGAAAGGAAAACAAAAGAUAAUGAGAUCCUAUUUAAGCACCUGCAAUAUUUUCCUGAAGUUGCUGAUCAAGUUCCAAGCCAUGUGCUGAAAGAACUCUGUUCUGUAGCACAGCUUGACAGAUGUCCAGAGGAGGACUACACAGGUUAGACCAUUUUUUCAAGUCUUGUCGGUUGAUUUAGCUUCUUUUAACGAGACCUAGAAUACACUGGAUCUCUCGUGGGUGUUGUGUGGUAACAGCGUACUUUGCAUUGAUCACCUUACUCUAUCUGCCAUCUUCUUUGGCUUUCUGAGGGCGUAAGGGGGACACGAGCACCACAAAACUGCACAGAAAUACUUAUAAACACCACACAGAAUAACAUAAGCAAACUGCAAACCGCGUUGAAAUUACCCAAAAAUUUUUAAUGUAUUAAAUUUUGCAAACUGCUUCAGGUUUUGUAAAAUCUCAAUACGGUAACUUAAAAAAAAAAUUUCUGCAAAACUGAAAAAUCACAUCACCACAAACCCUUAAAUGCCCCCCUCCUUUCUUAACAACACACACAUGAGGACUUCACAAGCUACGAGAAAAAUAUAAUUGAAUCUGAAACGAAAAGUUUUAUUUUUAAUUUGUGGCAUGAUACUGGUUUAAGAAACUUUAAGAUAGAUAUUUAAAGGUUUUCUCCCUCCACAAAUUUUAACAUCUCUUAUAUUAAUUUUUUGUUACAGAGAUGUAAUCUUCCAAAACAUUUGAAUACUAGGUGCCAAAUUCCAGAAUUUUUGUUCGUUUUUUUUUUCAGUGUUUGGUAAUACAGGCCUCCAUCUUAUCUUAAGAGGAAGUGUUGUACCACAAACUUCACCAGCCUACUCACGAAUAAGUGAAACAACAGAGUUUCCUUCUCCAACACCAAUAUUUGAUGAAGAUGAGCUACAAGUAAAAGAAAAGGUAGGAAUUUUGGGAAAUUAAAAUAUAUGUACAUAUAUUUUUCAAAGUACUUAAAUCUGGACUGUUCACAGUCACUUAUUUUUCCAUAAGAUUAUAGAGAUCGAAUGCUUAUCAUUACAUGCAGGCAAUGUGCCAGGGGGAGGGAGGCGAGAAAAAUAAAAUCUGAAAAAACUACUUGUCUUGCCUCUUCCCAAACUAUCCCCCCCCCCCCAGUAAGUAGAAUUAAUACUCAUCCCCAGGCAGGGAUCAUUUGAAACCAGUAUGGCUGCCCAUCAAGGUAGGCACACGAUCUCAACAGUGAAUUUGUGUGAUGGAGUGGCUAGGAGAGCUCUCUAUGUGAAUUCUUGAGGCCUUUUUUGGAAAAGUGUUUUUGGGCAUACAAUGCACUGAUUUUUAUUCUCCCUUCAUUACUAAGCACUGUCGUGUUUGGUUUUAAAAAAGAUAGCUCUAACACAUUGUAUCUGCCCAGACAUCAACGUGGGGAAAUUCUUUUAUUUGAGUCAGACACUGUCUAGUGGCCUGUUGUAAUUUUAUUGCAACUGUAUAAACCAUUCCAUGUAAAUUCAUUUUGUUUUUUUUAGCUAACAGUUGGCCAAUGUUUUGGUACACUAAGCAAAGUUGAGGGGAGGGAACCAAACUCAAGGUAUUUACUUUGUUUGUAUUAUUAGUGCAUUUACUUUCCUAUUAACUGCUACCGCCUCAUAUACCCCCUGCUAGCUAGCUUCCAAACGUAUUCUCACUGAAAACACAUGUGCUGCUUUUUUAUGAGCGUGAGACAAAAUUAUUAAUUUUUUUUAUAGGCUACUUUCUGUUAUUUCCUUGGAACCGUGUGAGUUUCUGAAGAUUUCCACUAGUGAUUAUGCACGAGUUAUCCAGGUAACUUUGAAUAUUAUUUUAAAACACUCAACAAUGGCUUGCUGCUUAUCUUAAAGAGUUCUCUUCUUGUAACAUAUUGUUGAUUCCUUUCUUGUUCGAAUUCUCGCGGAUUCUCGAGCACGUGCUCGUGACGUCACCGUACGCUGUCAACCAACCUCGUUGCUAGGAUCGUUGCUUCUAAAACUUCGUCAUCAUUCAGAAAGCACUUUCGCAAUUAUGAUGUAUUCUUAGAGAAAAGGACUACAAGAAGGGACCAAUAGCAAAAGCAAUGACAAAAUUCCUAAAGCACACUUACCCGAACACCGCUUUAUAUUCCAUUACAGAUCAUUCAAGCUCGUGAGGAAGAACAGAAACUGUCCUUAGCCAAGAUGUGCAAGCUUUUCCACAGCUGGCCUUUGCUCUCGCUCAAGAAAAUAGCUGGACUCAUUAAAUGGAGAAAGUUUCCACCUGGCCAAGGUAUAGAUGUUCAAGACUAGGAAAUCCAAUUGGCAUUCUUACUGAUGUUCCUCGGAAGUAAGGGGUAGUGAUCCACGGAAAGAGGAUUAUUACCUGUUUUAUUGAUUUGUUAGGUUAGCCUGUGAGAGCGCAAGCUCUGCAUGACUAAGCGACUUGAUACUGGGGGAGGAGAAGAAAGCCCCCACCUUACCCCCCCCCCCGUCACUUCUGAUCCAUAAGUCGAAAGUAUUUUCGCAGAGUUGGCUGGUCAAAUACCACUUAAUAAGGGACACGACUUGGAAAAAAAGAACUCUUCAGAGCAAAUUAAGAGAAACGUUUGGGUAUAUAGUGCAGAAUUACUUGGUGGAAAGUUAAUAUUACAUUUUAUGAAAUUAAAUCCGCUGGUGAAAACGACUUCUCUACAAGGUUUUAAUCUGAUUCUCUCUGUAUUCGAUAUUUGUUCUUUCUCAGUCCUUGUAAAAGAAGGCGAAAGAUGUGAAGUGAUUGGUUUUAUAAAGAAAGGAGAAUGUCUCUUACGGCGACAUAUCAACGUGGCUCACACUUUUCCAAAUGGCAAAAAGGUUAGUUUCCCCCACCUUUCUGCAGUUCAUCUUUUAAAUAAAUGGGGUCGGAAGAUGUAAAAAUUGACGUAUUCUGAAUCUGUGAUGUCUCUACCAUUGAUAUCGAAGAAAUGAUGAACCCUGAUGAUAAACCAGUGUUAAGAAAUCAUUUAAAGGUAGCUUGAAUUAUCCAGAAUAUCAAAUUGAGUUGCAAAACUUGACAAGAUGGAAAGAAGUAGAAGAUGUUUGCAAGCAGACAAGCCAGGUAUUAGAUUUGGUAACCGGCCAACAUGAGUGUACUGUGAAAAGUGCCACGCCCAUGACCACGUGUUCCCUACGAUGAAAAGUGCCACGCCCAUGACCACGUGUUCCCUACUGUGAAAAGUGCCACGCCCAUGACCACGUGUUCCCUACUGUGAAUAGUGCCACGCCCAUGACCACGUGUUCCCUACUGUGAAAAGUGCCACGCCCAUGACCACGUGUUCCCUACUGUGAAUAGUGCCACGCCCAUGACCACGUGUUCCCUACUGUGAAAAGUGCCACGCUCACGACCACGUGUAUCCCUACUGCCCCCCCUUUUCAAGUAAUGAACUUUUCUUUAUAAUCUGUAGGAACAACGCACCAAGUCUGUGCUUAUUGGUAGACUGUGCACAGGAGACUCGUUUGGUGAGAGCACAGUGCUGAAGGGUCUACCGAUGCCAUGCUCUGUAGUCACGGAUACGCAUGUGCAGAUAGGCACCAUCUCCACAUUUGACGUUUAUGGUAAAAUUUCACGUCAUAACAUGCUUUCCAGACCGGCGUAUUUCCAGGGCUAUUGUUUAUUGUAAUGUUAACUGUGAUUUGGGUUUCUGUCCGACUUUCUACAUGAUAGCAAAUUACAAACAAAAACCAUAGUUUACUUGAUGUUUGAUUUUGUUUAGACUUAGAUGAGGUAACAAGAUCGCUUCUGACCCAGUCCUACUCUGUGAUGGAUGCUAAUUUAACGGAGGUAGAUUACUAAUAUAAAUGUAACGGUACAUGUUUUGUUUUCUUUCGGCUUCUUCUUCUUUUGCUCACCUUUUUCGUGGCGAGGGACUCAAAAAACAAUACAUCGUCUAAUUUCAAGGAUUUAGUUUUGUCUGUCUCGACUCCAGUCGGAAUAUCAGACUAUCAGUUGCCCUACCCUAGGUGGGUAGAGCCUCCUUUGCCGGGAUGUGAAACAUUACAAUUCCGGUAUUAGCUGCUUAUCAUAUCCAGGAUUUUUUUAGCGUGUUUAAAUACACGCUUAGAAAACACGCUCAUAGAUGAUCAGAUGAUCUAGCAAAGGGGUUUUUCAGUCUCCGGGAGUUAUUUGAGCGUUCAAAAUACUUAUUUUAGUUUCAGACAUUUAAAUUAUCGUCGAUCGUUUUUUUCGCAGGAUGAGAUACAGAAAGAAUACAUCGAACAAGAGAAAGAGAAGGAGUGGAUCAGAUUCAAGGUGGGGCCUGAUAUCCUAAUGCAGAUUGAUAGCCUGUUUAGCAGGCGCCGUUUUUUAUGGCGGAGGGAGAAAUUUCGAGGACGGACACGCGCGCACGUGGAGAGCCGGAUAAGGAGAGCUGUUAUAGAGCGCGCUCUAUAGCAACUAACCAAAAAACAGACCGGCGCCUGCCACGCAGGCUACAGAUUUGAAUAGUAAAAUUUCGCGGUCUAGAAACUUCACACCGCAGCUCUUUCCAAACGUUGGGAUUUUCCAGUUCGGGGCCUUUUUGAUGGUGGCGCCUUGACCCCGAUGGUAGAAAGUUUCUUGCUGACACAUAUCUUGUACAAACCGAUCCUUCGGCCCCAUGAUACCAAACUUCAUGCGAUCUCUACUUAGACAGUAAUGUAAGUUCGUUGCAUUUAAAACAAGACCUAUCACUUUUAUCCUCAAAGAAAAAAUGACAAACUAAAGAAGAUAAUGAUAAAAAGCAGUUGUUUAAAGCGACGCAUAGCGUGGAUUCCAUUGGUCUCAACCUGAAGAAAACCUAGAAAAAUUCUUUUUUACUAUUUGUCGAAUUGAAACAAUUAAAUGCGUACUUUUCGUUUCAGAACAAAGUCGUCAGCAAUGUGUUACAUCACAGAGGUAUUCUUCCCGGAUACAGCAAAUGGAGUAGAAAUCUCUCCCCAUUGGAAGCUCCAUAUAAGUGACACGCAAUCGCACCAGCAAAUUGUGAAGACCGUUAACUAGCCUAAGGCCUAGAUCAAACGUUGAAUUUCACAUGCGCCUACCCUAAUGCUAUUGAGCAAAAUCCGAUUUUCUUGCUUGUUAGCCUUAGGUCCUGAUCAUGUGAAAUUCAACGUUUGAAUCAGUACGGCGUUUGCCGAGCCGGGUCGUAGAUGCGUUGUAGCAUCUCCAAUGUAUCGGCUGCUAAAGCAUUCCAAACUGUGUUUUACCUCCGUCACAAAACGUACUGGCCACGCAAUCUUUCUACACAGUCAUCUGUAGAAGACAGCUUGAAAAUGAGAUGUCAUUUCUUGUACCAAACUGCAUAGCCUGUUCCAGGCAUUCAGAUAGUGGAGAGCGGUG